GCCAAGCCUGGGCUUUAAAGCAAUUCGACGCGGCGGCAUGGCCACGGCGCGAAGGACUCGUAACAGGUAGGCCCGACGCCCAUCGCCAAGCGAGCGGCGCCCUGAACCACAGCAAAAGCCGGGGAGGGGCAGCCCUCCUCUCGAUACCAUGACCUCCUCGCACAACUACGGCGUGAACACGCUGAGCCUCAAGGGCGGCAACCACGACGCGACGCGGAACUACCUGGAGGUGCUGAUCUACCUCACCGUGCUCGGCAUGCUCGUGCUCAGCCUCCAGCUUUUAUUGAGGAUGGCGCGGACGCAGAUGCAGCCGCGGCCCAAGUACGUCAAGCCCGACCCGCUCUUCAAGGACUUCGCGAAGGGCCAGAACUGGAGCUGGGACUGGGUCAUGGUCUUCGCCGUGCGCAACCCCGACGACUACGUGUCGGACUACCAGCGGCGGUUCACGCUCCGGCGCGUCGUCGAGCGCCUCGAGUCGGGCGGCCUCGAGACGAAGCUCUACAAGUCGUACACGUAUGACAAGAUCUUUUGUAAGAUACGGUGCAGCGCGGACCGGCUCAAGGACCAAGCCGCAGAAGUGUGCUACCCCCUGCUCCUGGACGAGACGCAGGUCGUCGCGCGCAUCGAGAAGGGACGGAAGAAGCCGGACGGCGAGUGGAAGUGGUACCCGCGGCGCGCGGGCUGGCUCCUGACGGGCGAGAACGAGGCCGGCGAGUACGUCGAGCGCGAGCAGGACAACGCCAUCGUCGACACGGAGGGCCAGUCGGACUACCCCUAUGAACGGUUUAUCUACGGCAAGUUCGACAAAAGGCCGGACCUGCAGCACCCGUCGGUCUACGUGACGUACCCCGCCUCCAACAGCAUCUUCCGGUCCGUCGACCGCCUCAAGCUCAUCGAGGGCAUCAUGGAGGCGGACCCGAAGAAGCGCGGCUGCAACCUGCAGCUCAAGGAGCUGCUGGCGCGGGGCGCGUGCCUCGCGAUCUACCCGCUGCACGACGACGACGAGUUGCAGACGAUCCAGGACCGCUGGCUGACGCCCUGCGACCCGCCCUGGGCGCAGCCCAUCGUCAUGGUCAAGGACUACUUCGGCGAGAAGGUGGGCAUGUACUUCCUGUUUUUGGGGACGUACUCGACGUGGCUCUUCUACGCGGCGGGCAUCGGCAUCGCCUCCUUCGGGUUGGAGCUGCUGGGGGGCCAGUACCUGACCUGGGCGACGGCGGCCUGCGGCAUCUGCAUGAGCCUGUGGACGACGCUCUUCCUCGAGUGCUGGAAGGGCGAGGAGGCGCGCGCGAAGCUCGAGUGGGGCAUGACGGGCUUCGAGGAGACGGAGGAGGACCGCACCGAGUUCGAGGGCCGCGAGAUCCACAGUCCGGUGACGGGCCUGCCCGACGCGUACUUCCCGCCGCGCGACAAGGCCCGGCGCAUCGUGGGCAGCUACCUCCAGAUCGUGCUCUGCAUCUUCUACGUGAGCUGCGUCAACGCGGGCAUCUUCUACGUCCACGCCUACGUGAGCCGCUACCCUUUGCGCAACUACGUCGACUUCCACCACCUCGCGGACGGGCCCUUCGGCGUGCCGACGGUCGUCACGAACCUCGCGCUGGCGCUGUUGAUCCAGGCGACGAACGCGCUCUUCAUGCCCUUCGCGACGCGCAUGACCAAGGUCGAGAACCACCGGACCGAGACGGACUUCGAGGAUCAAUUGAUAGCCAAGGUCUUCCUCUUCCAGUUCGUCAACUCGAACGGCGCGCUCUUCUACGUGGCCAUGGCGCAGGGGCCCCUGACGCGCGGCAUCGGCGACAAGCAGCCCUGGAAGACGCGGCGCUUCGACUGCGCGCCGUACUGCCUCGAGCACGUCAGUUAUUUGCUGGGCACGAUCUUCAUCGUGCGCGUCGUGCUGGGCAACUGGAACGAGGUCGUGGCGCCGUUCCUGGCGCGGCUGCGCAAGGACGCCGCGCGGCGGCGCGGCCACGACGAGGACGACGCCGAGUACGAGGACCCGGCGUCGACCAGCAUCCGCAAGCGCCAGGUGUCGCCGGCCGAGGAGCAGUUCGAGAAGGACGACUACGGCAGCCUCGACAUCUUUGAUGAUUACGGCGAGCUCGUCGUGCAGUUCGGCUACGCGACGCUCUUCGUGUCGGCCUUCCCGCUCGCGCCGGUCUUCGCGUGCGUGAACAACUUCAUCGAGAUCCGGGUCGACGGCUGGAAGAUGUGCCAGAACACGAAGCGGCCCUGGCCCAAGGGCGCCGAGGACAUUGGUACGUGGGAGUCGGUGCUCACGGUCGUCGCGAUCCUGGGGACGAUCACGAACAGCAUCAUGAUCACGCAGACGAGCCCGGCCUUUACCAACGUGACGUCGUCGUACCGGCUCGUGGCCUUCGUCGUGCUCGAGUGGAUUUUGAUAGGGGCAAAGAUCGUGCUCAUCGGUGCACGAAUCAAAUUGUCGCGGCUCGUCUCACGACCUCCACACACAGGUACUGAUGAGCGUCAUCGACGACGUCCCGGAGGACGUCGAGCUCCAGGAGCAGCGCCAGGAAUUCCUCGUGACGAAGAUCAUCGUCGACGAGGCCGACGAGGAAAUAGAUCUCGAGGACGACGAGUUCAUAGAGAUCGACGAGCCCAAGGUCUACCAGUCGGACCCCUGCCUCCGCGAGGACGCCGGCGGCGGCGACGAGGACGACGGGCCAGGCGGUGAGAAGAAAGAGCCUGACGCGGAGGAGUAACGGCGCCGUGUUUUUGUAGUUCGACCCACUGCCGACCCCCGAACGACGCCCGGCCGCGC
Molecule: messenger RNA, 2779 nt
Organism: Pelagomonas calceolata
Lineage: Eukaryota; Pelagophyceae; Pelagomonadales; Pelagomonadaceae
Source: the annotation of a GenBank genome assembly